Monosiga brevicollis MX1 is the source of this 683-nucleotide messenger RNA. RefSeq lists its product as uncharacterized. Lineage: Eukaryota; Choanoflagellata; Craspedida; Salpingoecidae. Bases 52 to 477 code for a protein of 141 amino acids. The transcript has 7 exons. The record is from RefSeq and is a predicted model, not a curated record. Gene Ontology annotation, biological process: DNA damage tolerance; protein K63-linked ubiquitination. Gene Ontology annotation, cellular component: nucleus.
UUUUUUGCUUGUUGCUUUGAUAGUGGAUACAGAGACGCGAACGUAGCCGCCAUGGAUGAAGUGAUCGUGCCUCGAAACUUUCAUUUGCUGGAGGAGCUGCAAGAAGGUGAAAAGGGUGGCCGCGACGAUGACGGCACGGUCUCCUGGGGCCUGGAGCAGGACGACGACAUUGAACUGCAACACUGGCGUGGCAUGAUCAUUGGCCCACCACGAACACCCUUUGAGAUGCGCAUCUAUGAGCUCAAAAUCUUUUGUGGACCUCGCUACCCAGACCUCCCGCCUGAGGUUUAUUUCCGCUCACAGAUUCAUAUGGAUUGUGUCGAUGCAAACGGCAAAGUGAUUCCCGGACGCCUGCCGGUCCUGGCCUCCUGGACGCGUCGAGGCACCAUCAAGAGCGUGUUGCAAGAUUUAAAGCGGGCCAUGAUGGACCGGCGCAACCUGAAGCUGAAGCAGCCCGCAGAAGGUUCGGCCUACUAGCGCCUUACUCUCUGCUGCCACUCCGUGAGCUUGCGUCGUGCUGCGCUGAGCCCAUGUCAUGUGGUUUGAGAGGCGCCGCGAUUGCUUCCUGUGCUCUCCUUUGAUGUGGAUGCCGCGUCUUUCAUGCCUGGCGCGUUUUUGUGGGUAUGAGAGCCUGUGGUGAUGAAUGCCAAUGCCCUUCAGGGUGAAAUAAAUACAGAGCGCCC